AGUGCUUCUUUUUAUGAUGGGAAACACGCCAUAUCAACUUUGUAGCCAUUUUUUAAAUUUCCAUUUGAUUGGCAGGAAUGCCUUGGCACUCUGCACUCGAUCUCUGGUCUCUACGUCGUGGAGACGAGAAGCUUACAGGUUACACAGGAGCCCAGCUGCAGCUGUGCAGGUCCGGUAUGCUUCAGGGCGUAAAGGUUUUCUUGGGGAGUUUGUUGACAGUCUCCGUCAGGAGUUCGGUAAGAAUCAGGAGAUGAAGGAAAACAUCAAGAAGUUCAGAGAGGAGGCCAAGAGGCUCGAGGACUCCGAUGCUCUUCAACAGGCUCGCAGGAAAUAUAAAUCUAUAGAGGCUGAGACAGCAAAGACAUCGGAGGUGUUUAAGAAGACCUUGGGCUCUCUGUCAGAUACUGUCAAAGAGGGUCUCGAAGAGGCGAGUCGUUCCAACAUCGGGAAGAAGAUCAUAGAAGGUGUGGAAGAGGCAGCCAGAACGGCCAAGCACUCCGCUGAGUCCAUCUCAAAAGGUGGAGAGAAACUGGGCAGGACCAACGCGUUCAGGGCCAUCUCACAGGGGGUAGAAUCCAUGAAGAAGGAGAUCGAAUUCGGAGAUGCUGGCGCUUACAGAGCUCCUGCUCAGCUGAGGAUGAGGAGCGACUUCGCCUUUAAAACGGCAGACGGCGACACCAGAGCGUUUGAAGCCAACGAAGAGGCCAUGGGCGUCAUUCUGCACAAAGACUCAAAGUGGUUCCAGCAGUGGAAGGACUUCAAGGACAGCAAUGUAGUUUUUAACAGGUUUUUUGAGAUGAAGAUGAAGUACGAUGAGAGUGACAACGCGCUCAUCCGAGCAUCCCGAGCCAUAACUGACAAAGUUACUGACAUUUUAGGAGGACUUUUCUCAAAGACGGAAAUGUCUGAAGUGUUGACAGAAAUCCUGAAGAUAGACCCUAACUUUGAUAAGGACUCUUUUCUUAAACAGUGUGAGAAAGAUAUCAUCCCUAACAUCCUAGAGGCCAUGAUUCGUGGAGAGCUGGAUGUGUUAAAAGACUGGUGCUAUGAGGCGACGUACAGUCAGCUGGCCCACCCGAUCCAGCAGGCCAAGGCUCUGGGGCUUCUCUUCCAGUCUAAAGUCCUCGACGUUGAUAACGUAGAAUUAGCAAUGGGUAAGAUGAUGGACCAGGGCCCGGUGCUGAUCAUCACCUUUCAAGCUCAGGUCGUCAUGGUGAUCCGCAGCCCCAAAGGAGACGUUGUGGAGGGAGAUCCGGAGAAAGUGAUGAGGAUGAUGUACGUCUGGGCUUUGUGUCGAGACCAGGAGGAGCUGAAUCCCAACGCAGCGUGGAGGCUGCUGGACAUCUCCGCCUCCAGCACUGAGCAGGUCCUCUGAAUGAAGAGGGGUGCACGGGUGAAGAGGCUCAUCAGGAACUCAACGUUACGGAGGACAAACGAUGUAGCUGCUCAUCCUGUAUGCAGUAAAUUAACCCACGAGGGCAGAGUAAAAAAACCUGCUCCUCUGUGAUUGCACUCAUUCCCAUCAGCAGAGUAUUUAUGUGCUCACGUACAUAUUCUGUUGCUCCCUGAAACGCUUAAACAUACCACUGGAGAUCAAAUAUGACAAUUUUACAGAUAUCUGCAUCCAGUAUAAAGGAUAUUGAGUCAUGCUCAUCCACUUUGCGUUUGGAUCGAUUGAACUAUGAGUACAGCGUUUGAAAAAUAAUUUUAAGCUGAAUGGAACCAGACAAAGACAGAAGUUAUACCCCUCUAUGGAAGUAUAGAAAUGUGGUUUUGUUUAACACAAGUACUGUAGAAGAAGUUUUUCUGUUUAAGAAGGUGAAAAUAUUUGCUUGGUUCCUGCGUCAACAUGUCACCAACGGUGUUGGUGUUAAAAUCAACUCAAACCUGCUUCAUGUUCAGGUUCAUCUUCUCAUUGAAACAAAGCAUUUAUGAUAAAGACCAAC
Messenger RNA from Nematolebias whitei (Rio pearlfish), 1946 nucleotides. Its product is annotated as mitochondrial import inner membrane translocase subunit TIM44. Gene Ontology annotation, biological process: protein import into mitochondrial matrix. Gene Ontology annotation, cellular component: mitochondrial inner membrane. Bases 14 to 1375 code for a protein of 453 amino acids. Gene Ontology annotation, molecular function: protein-folding chaperone binding. The transcript has 13 exons. NCBI's taxonomy places the organism in Eukaryota, Metazoa, Chordata, Actinopteri, Cyprinodontiformes, Rivulidae. The record is from RefSeq and is a predicted model, not a curated record.